Hydatigera taeniaeformis is the source of this 945-nucleotide messenger RNA. The record is from the annotation of a GenBank genome assembly. Lineage: Eukaryota; Metazoa; Platyhelminthes; Cestoda; Cyclophyllidea; Taeniidae.
AUGACUCGAGAUCGACUGGCCGAACUCAAAGUCCGGUACCAAGCAGCAAACGGUGGCGUGGGAAAAGGCGUACCAGUGGAAGGUGUAGAAAUAUUGGAUUCCUUUCUCGAGGGGGUUGAUAGUACCUCCAAACUCGUUGAUGAAAUUUCGAGCAACGUCACACAAAUCAAAGCUUGUCAGCUUCAUAUUUUAUCAAAUCCCGCUGCAGACUCCGGUAUUCUGAUCUGCACAUUUAUAGCACUUUUAGUGACUUCAUCCCGUCUGGACGAACAUAUGAGAAAUGUUAAAAACCUCUCUCUUCGGGUCGGCAAAGAGUUGAAGGCUCUAGAGGAAAGCGCCAAGACCGAUCGUCUUCUGCCCUUAAGCGGCAUCGAUCGCAUAAAGUCCUAUCAACAUUCCGCUCUGUUAAAAAGAUUCCAAGCUGUUAUGGAGGAUUAUAAUCGCAGUCAACUAGAAUACCGAGACAAGUGCAAGUCUCGAAUAAAACUGCAGCUUCAGGUUGCUGGCGCGGACAUUAAUGAUGAGAAAGUUGAAAACAUGCUUGAAUCCACUAAUCCUUGUGUUUUUACUGAAGCUGUGUUAGAGCAAACCACUGCGGCGAAGAAAUCCCUCAUGGAAAUAGAGGCACGUCAUGCGGAUAUCAUUAAGCUGGAAAAAAGCAUUGAGGAGAUGAAGGAAAUGUUCGCGCAGAUUGCUCUGCUGGUCGGCCAACAGGGUGACUUAAUAGAUAAUAUUGAGCACAAUGUUGGCAUGACGGUUGACAGAGUGGAGGCUGCUAAAACUUCUGUCGGAAAGGCUGUGGAGAAGCAGAAAAGUGCAAGAAAGGUAUGGCUGGUCUUUUGCUCCUUACAUGUUGCUAUGGUGGGGGUAAGAUGCGCUUCUUUCAUCUUUGGUACGUCCUUUACUGUGUGCGCAUUUGUCACGAUUUGCUUAUUUCCACAUUAG